Messenger RNA from Helianthus annuus (common sunflower), 1340 nucleotides. RefSeq names its product secretory carrier-associated membrane protein 2. Gene Ontology annotation, biological process: protein transport. The transcript is spliced from 14 exons. Gene Ontology annotation, cellular component: trans-Golgi network membrane; recycling endosome membrane. The record is from RefSeq and is a predicted model, not a curated record. NCBI's taxonomy places the organism in Eukaryota, Viridiplantae, Streptophyta, Magnoliopsida, Asterales, Asteraceae. The coding region runs from base 134 to 1063 and encodes 309 amino acids.
CAAAAAAGGGGCAACAAAAACAAGCGAGAAGUCUUCCAUUGCAAAUCUUCUCCCUUCUUUGACCGACCGGCAACAAUACGUACACAAAACCUCUAUCUCUCUACUUAUUCACACACAGAACAAAUCUGCGUUGAUGGCUGGCCGGUACGAUCCAAAUCCUUUUGAUGAAGGAGAUGCUGAUGAAGUUAAUCCGUUCUCCGAUCAAGGAUCUGGGGGCAAAGGAACCGGCAAGACAAGUUAUUCUGGAGGUUCAUUCUACACAACAAGUGUUCCACCUGCUACAAACUCUCGACUAUCCCCUCUUCCUCACGAACCUGCAGACUUUUAUGACAGGAGCGCCCCCGUUGACAUUCCUCUCGAUUCAGCUGCAGAUCUGAAGAAGAAAGAGAAAGAGUUGCAAGCUCGGGAAGCUGAUUUAAGGAAGAGGGAAGAGAUAGUGAAACGGAAAGAAGAGGCUGCUGCACGAGCUGGUAUUGUUCUUGAGGAGAAAAAUUGGCCACCAUUUUUCCCGAUCAUUCACCAUGAUAUUGCAAAUGAGAUCCCAAUUCAUCUACAGAAAUUGCAAUAUGUUGCAUUCACAACAUACUUGGGAUUAGUGCUAUGUCUUCUGUGGAAUAUCAUAGCCACAACUACAGCUUGGAUUAAAGGAGAAGACCCAAAGAUCUGGUUUCUUGCUCUCAUCUACUUCAUAGCGGGAGUUCCACUUGCAUAUGUGUUGUGGUACCGGCCUCUUUACCGUGCAUUUAGGAAUGAAAGUGCUUUUAGGUUCAGUUGGUUCUUCAUAUUUUACUUGAUUCAUAUCGGCUUCGUCAUCUUUGCUGCAGUUGCCCCUCCUGUCGUCUUUAAAGGAAAAUCUCUUGCGGGGAUCUUACCGGCAGUUGAUCUUAUAGGCGAUCACGCGUUGGUUGGGAUUUUCUAUUUUGUAGGAUUCGGGUUAUUCUGUCUCGAGUCUCUGCUCAGCAUCUGGGUUAUUCAGCAAGUAUACAUGUAUUUUCGGGGAAGUGGCAAAGCAGCAGAAAUGAGACGUGAAGUUGCUAGAGGUGCCGUACGGGCAGCUAUAUGAGUUGGUGCUGCUAUAUAUAAGCAGCAGAGGAUUUAUGAGGGGAUCGACUUGCGCUAUAAUUCAAGACACAGAAUGGUUCGUUGUUCCUAGUAGCUCAGGGAAACGUUGAUGUUAAUUCUGAACCUUGUUUUUCGUGGUGUUUUUUUUUAAUUCCUUAAAAAGAUUUAUUUGAUGUAAAAGUAUAGAGAGAUGUGAAAAUCUGGUAGAUUACCUUUGUAAAUCUUGUGUUAUAUGAUUGUUCUGAUUCAUAAGACAUUGCUAUAUGUUUUUAGCUUCU